AUGUGGAGGCAAUUUUUGCUCUAUUUCAGGACGCACCGCUACCAUGCAGACAAUUGUCAAGCAAAGGAGACUCUACAAAAUGAAAAUGAGGAGGACAUUAAAGCAGCACAGCAGUUUUUCAAGCAACCUAUGGGAUCAGAGCGGAUGGAGAUGCGCAAACGGCAGAUGUCUACAGCCCAGGAGACCUCAGGCUCUACACAGGCAGAAAACAACAUGGGAAAUAGAGGGUCCAACGCUUGCUGCUUUUGUUGGUGCUGCUGUUGCAGCUGCUCAUGUCUUACUGUUAGAAAUCAAGAUGAAGAGAGAGCAAGAAGAACAUCCCAUGAACUCCAAGCAGAGGGUAUUCCAAAUUGCGAGGAAAGCCCUGCUCCUACACUUGAAGAAGUAAACGCCUGGGCUCAGUCAUUUGACAAACUAAUGCUUACUCCAGCCGGUAGAAACGCUUUUCGCGAAUUUCUCCGAACUGAAUUCAGUGAGGAAAACAUGCUUUUCUGGAUGGCCUGUGAGGAACUAAAACAAGAAUCCAACAAAAGUGUCAUCGAAGAAAAAGCAAGACUAAUUUAUGAAGAUUAUAUUUCUAUCCUUUCUCCAAAAGAGGUCAGUCUGGACUCCAGAGUAAGAGAAGUUAUUAACCGAAACAUGCUGGAACCCUCACAACAUACCUUCGAUGAUGCACAGCUUCAAAUUUAUACCUUAAUGCACAGAGACUCCUACCCACGGUUUAUGAACUCUGCUAUUUAUAAGGACUUGCUUCGGUCCUUAUCUGAAAAAUCUAUUGAAGCAUAG
Messenger RNA from Rhea pennata, 786 nucleotides. RefSeq names its product regulator of G protein signaling 20 (gene RGS20). The record is from RefSeq and is a predicted model, not a curated record. NCBI's taxonomy places the organism in Eukaryota, Metazoa, Chordata, Aves, Rheiformes, Rheidae. The transcript is spliced from 6 exons. Bases 1 to 786 code for a protein of 261 amino acids.